UACGUAGAUUUCUCCUCUAUGAAUAAAACCUAUAGAAUAGUAGAGAGUAGAGUAAAUAAUUUCCUCCCCUAAAACCCAUUUAGCUAAUCAAAUAUUUGGUGGAUUAAUUAUGGAAAAAGACGACUAUUUGACGAAACCAAACUCCAAUGCGGAAAUUUAUCGCAACAUGACCGUUGGAGAGCGAGCAUCUGUACUUGACAAGCAUUUGCAAUUCAUAGCAGUAUACAACGAUAAGAAGGCAAUUCUUGGAGGCAGCAAUUUGACAGAUCGGUACUGGACUGGAACCAUUUGGUAUUUUGAUGACGCCGCAGACGGAGAGUUGGAGAGAAACAAGAGCUUUACUGCGACACAAACUGAGAGCACUUUGAGCGAUGCUGCCUUUAUCGAGGAGUAUAAAUUUGUUGUUGCUGAGGAUGGGGGGAUCGUCAAAGUACUUUGUGUGGUGCAGCCUCCGGAAACCUGGGCUGUGGCAUUGCAGUGCGUUGGGUACACUUGUAAACAUGAUGACAGUGUUACUUCCCUCUCUGUUUUCGAGGACAAGAAUUAUUUUGUCAGUGGAGGAAUGGAUCGUUGUCUGAAAGUCUGGGAAACAUCAACCCUAAUGGUUGAAUACACGUAUCAAUUAGCUCACACUGCAAUAAUAACUAGUGUUGAUGUCCUCUCCAAGAGCAAUUCGGUGUUCAUGUCUACUUCUCUAGACUCUGAAGCAGUUCUUUGGGACGUGAGGACACCGAAACCUGCCCGGAGGCUGUAUAAAAAUGAUGAUGGUAACGGUUUAACAGCAGUCGCCUGCAAUCCUCUCAAGGAACAUGAAGUUGCUAUAGGGGGAGAAGACGGCUAUGUGUUCCUGGGAGACACACGCAAACCAGAGGAACUAGUUUACAAGUCUCUUGAGUUUCCUCGAGCCAUUCACAGGCUCAAGUAUCAUCACAAAAGAAAUAAUUGGCUAGCUGGCUGCUGCAACGACACAAUGGUGAAAGUGCUGGACACAUCCCAAGAAUUAUCUGUUCUCUUCAAGGAUGCUAAUUCACACACCGACAUGGUACGAGGAUUAGCUUGGUGCAAGGACGAGCUCCUAACUUGUUCAUGGGACAGCACCGUUCAGAGACACAGCCUGACUCUCGAUAAUUAGUGUUUCCGUAGAAUUUUUUAAUAUUCCACUGAUUAUUUUUUCCAUCGAUCCCCCAGCAAUUGUGCUAUUUUCCACUCAUCCCAAUCAACUUUGUUAUUAUGUUCAUUUCACAUGUGAUUACAACAGACCAAUAGCUAAAUUAAAUAAGAUAAGUAGAAAAUUGAAAAAUUGUAUAGAAAUAAGAGGAAAAGCUGUAAGAUAUGGAGAGAAUAUAAAAAUAGUUUCUUCUA
Messenger RNA from Fopius arisanus, 1362 nucleotides. RefSeq names its product methylosome protein 50-like. The transcript is spliced from 2 exons. Gene Ontology annotation, cellular component: methylosome. Gene Ontology annotation, biological process: oocyte axis specification. Gene Ontology annotation, molecular function: protein binding. NCBI's taxonomy places the organism in Eukaryota, Metazoa, Arthropoda, Insecta, Hymenoptera, Braconidae. The record is from RefSeq and is a predicted model, not a curated record. Bases 110 to 1132 code for a protein of 340 amino acids.